AUGAAUGCGGUCGGAAGGCAACAUCAGAAAUCUAGUUCAAGUAAUCAACGUCAGUUCUCCUCCGACAACUUCAUCGAUUCAUCUUUCAACAACAAAUGGCUUCAAUCAGCCGGCCGCCAUCAUAAUCCUACGAUCCCCUCUUUGCAGGAUAAUAAUGGGGUAGGAUUGUAUUCAAGAUUUAGCAAUGGAAGAGACAACGAAUUGUUUUCUGAUCCUUCUUCUCCAUCUGUUGGUUCAAGAUCAUCCAGCAUGAGGAAGAAUCCAGGUGAUUUCAUCCCUGGAUUGCUCGAUCUCCAUUCCUUUGAUUCAGAGCUUUUAACCGAGGUUCCUCAAUAUUAUAAUGAAUCUUCCCUUUACCAGUCUGUUCAUGGUGUAACUUUUGAUUAUUCCGAGCCACAUGUUUCCAAAAGCUUCUCAUCUGAAAAAGAGAAACCCAACAAUGUUGCUAAGAUCAAAGUUGUGGUUCGUAAAAGACCAUUGAACAGAAAGGAAUCAGCGAGGAAGGAGGAAGACAUUAUAACCAUACAUUCAGACACUAAUUCACUCAAUGUGCAUGAAACUAAACUCAAGGUUGAUUUAACCGAGUACAUUGAGAAACAUGGAUUUGUUUUCGAUGCUGUUCUUAGUGAGGAUGUUUCAAAUGACAAACUCUAUGCAGAAACUGUACAACCUAUAGUUCCGAUUAUAUUCAACCGAACUAAAGCUACUUGCUUUGCAUAUGGACAAACAGGGAGUGGAAAGACAUAUACUAUGCAACCAUUGCCACUAAAAGCAUCCCAAGAUAUUUUAAGAUUGAUGCACUAUACUUACUGGAACCAAGGGUUUCAGUUGUUUGUCAGUUUUUUUGAAAUUUAUGGAGGAAAGUUGUUUGAUCUUCUUAAUGAUCGGAAAAAGUUAUGCAUGAGGGAGGAUGGGAAACAACAAGUUUGCAUUGUCGGAUUGCAAGAAUACAUUGUAUCGAAUGUUGAAGAAAUCAAGGAGCUUAUUGAGCGAGGAAAUGCCACGAGAAGUACAGGCACAACUGGUGCGAACGAGGAAUCCUCACGAUCACAUGCCAUACUUCAACUUGUUAUCAAGAAACAUGUUGAUGGAAGUGAUUCUAAAAAACCUCCUAGAGUUGUUGGCAAGUUGUCGUUUAUUGAUCUUGCUGGAAGUGAACGAGGUGCAGACACUACAGAUAAUGAUAAACAAACAAGGAUGGAGGGUGCUGAAAUAAACAAAAGCUUACUUGCUCUAAAAGAAUGCAUUAGAGCUCUGGACAAUGAUCAAGGACAUAUUCCAUUUCGGGGGAGCAAACUAACCGAGGUUCUUAGAGAUUCGUUUGUUGGCAAUUCACGUACAGUUAUGAUAUCCUGCAUUUCUCCCAGUUCUGGAUCAUGUGAACACACUUUAAACACUCUAAGAUAUGCUGAUAGAGUCAAAAGUCUAUCAAAAGGGAACAACUCCAAGAAAGAUUUAUCCUCAGUAAAUGUUAGAAGCUCUGUCACAUUGCCGUUAUCUUCAGCCUCAGAGGAUAAUACAAGUACCACGUUUGGAUGGUCAAGACAGAUGGAACCGUCUUUAAAUGUUGAUCGUGCUCAUAGUGGAAUGACUCGUAGUAAUUUUUCCUCGUCUUUAAUAAGAAGCGAUAAUGUGGAAGUAAAUGAGGAUGAUUAUCGUUACUCGGAGCAUGAUUUUCCAAAACGGAGAGAUUUGGCCGAGAGUAAUAAAUUUGAUAACUUACCGGCAGCUGGUGAUGAUGAUGAUCUCAAUGCGUUGCUAAAGGAAGAAGAAGAUUUGGUGUCUGCUCAUAGAAAACAAGUAGAGGAGACGAUGGACAGUGUUAAGGAGGAGAUGAACCUACUGGUUAAUGUCGACCAACCGGGCAAUCACUUAGAAGAUUACAUGUCUAAAUUGAACACCAUUCUUUCCCAGAAGCUUGCAACAAUUUUUCAGCUACAAACCCGUUUGUAUCAGUUUCAGCGACAUCUGAAAGAGUACAAUGUUGUCUGACAAGUUCUUCAGGUCAGUGAGUUUUAUUAUUUUUUCCAUCACAAAUCUAUUAAUGUUUGUAUCAUGUUUUUGUGCUAUUUUUAUGUUGUUGUACUAAUUAAUUUGAUCUUUAUGGUCAUUGUAAGUUUCAAGCCUAUUGAUUUUGUAUCAUAAUCCUAUGUUGUAUUACCUAGGAAUGAACUGUAAUCUGUUUUGAGUUAUAAUGGGAGAAAUAAAAAAAUACCCAUUUCUUAA
Messenger RNA from Impatiens glandulifera, 2226 nucleotides. Its product is annotated as kinesin-like protein KIN-13B. The record is from RefSeq and is a predicted model, not a curated record. Bases 1 to 1992 code for a protein of 663 amino acids. Gene Ontology annotation, biological process: microtubule-based movement. Lineage: Eukaryota; Viridiplantae; Streptophyta; Magnoliopsida; Ericales; Balsaminaceae. The transcript has 12 exons. Gene Ontology annotation, molecular function: microtubule binding; ATP binding; microtubule motor activity.